Olea europaea var. sylvestris is the source of this 1093-nucleotide messenger RNA. RefSeq names its product transmembrane emp24 domain-containing protein p24delta9-like. Lineage: Eukaryota; Viridiplantae; Streptophyta; Magnoliopsida; Lamiales; Oleaceae. Gene Ontology annotation, biological process: Golgi organization; endoplasmic reticulum to Golgi vesicle-mediated transport; intracellular protein transport. Gene Ontology annotation, cellular component: endoplasmic reticulum; Golgi apparatus; endoplasmic reticulum-Golgi intermediate compartment. The coding region runs from base 159 to 809 and encodes 216 amino acids. The transcript is spliced from 4 exons. The record is from RefSeq and is a predicted model, not a curated record.
UCAAUCCCACAAGUUACUUCUUCGUCUCUAUCAUUUCAUUGCUAGAUGAUCAAACAAAUUCCACAAUAAUCUCCUGCAAAACAUUACAGCUAAAUCAAACCAAGAAUCUCGUUCUAUUCACAACCCUUUAUCCAAAGAAUCACUUAUUCUUUAUUAAUAUGAAAAUCCAAAUUGAAAAACAGAGUCUUUUCAUCAUCUUAAUUUCGGGGUUCUUGUUAUGGAAUCAGGUCGAGUCGAUCCGGUUCGAUCUGGAAUCUGGGCACACCAAAUGCAUAUCGGAGGACAUAAAGAGUAAUUCCAUGACCGUCGGAAAGUAUCAUAUUGUUAACCCUAAUGAUGGCCACCCGUUGCCUGACUCUCAUAAAAUCACCGUCCGGGUGACAUCGGCGUAUGGGAAUAGCUAUCACUACUCAGACCAUGUGACCGAGGGGCAUUUUGCAUUUCAAACUGCGGAGGCAGGUGAUUACAUGGCUUGCUUUUUUGCAGGUGAUCACAAACCUUCCACUACUAUUACAGUUGAUUUCGAUUGGAAGUCUGGUAUUGCUUCCAAGGAUUGGACGAAUGUGGCCAAAAAAGGUUCUGUUGAAGUUAUGGAAUUAGAGCUGAAAAAAAUGUUUGAUACGGUGCAAUCAAUCCAUGACGAGAUGUUUUAUCUACGUGAAAGGGAAGAAGAAAUGCAGGAACUUAACAGGUCCACGAACAGCAAAAUGGCGUGGUUAAGUUUUUUGUCAUUUUUUAUUUGCUUGUCCGUGGCAGGAAUGCAGCUAUGGCAUUUGAAGUCGUUCUUCGAAAAGAAGAAGCUUAUUUAGUGGUGUACUGAAUCAUCCUAGUUAGUGUUUUGUAGUCAUGAAUUUGAAAUUAGCAAUACACAAAUCUGAAUGGAUUUUUAUAUUCUGAUGCAGGCAGAGUUCUUACUAGUUUUUUUCUGAUUAUUGUACAACUUUUUGUAUCAAAAACUGUAAAAGGGGGAUUAGAUGCUGAAUCAAUGCUGCACUAAACUUGUAAUAAAUAUCAAUUAGCGUUCGAAGGUUCUGAUGAAUAAUUUUGUAUAGAUGGGGAAUUGGGAUAGUGUGUGAUUUUACUUCACUUUUUA